ACAACGUCAGUGUCUAAAACACAUGUUUUGGUUGUGCACAGUUUAUUUAAAUAUUAAAUACCGAUUACUAUUUUCAGUAAAUAGUCAGCCCUAUAUUGACUUUAUUCAAAUGGAAUUAGAAGAUGGUUUUGAUGAUUUAUUAGCACAAAUUGAUGAGCCCACAAUUUCCAAAAGACCUAAAACAGGACAAGAUGAACUACCGGGACCUUCAAAGCCAAGUUCAUCUAAGACACAUUGUGUGUUAGUAAAUCAAAAGCAACGUGGAAAUCCCUUACUGAAGUUUAUCACAGGUGUGGCAUGGGAAUAUGAUGAAAUAAUUCCAGAUUAUGAGAUAGGCAAAACAAUAUGUAUUUUAUUUCUGUCUACAGCAUAUCACAAUUUAAAUCCUGAUUAUCUCAACAAUAGGAUAAAAGAAUUGGGAAAGAAAUAUGAGCUUAGAGUUCUUUUGGUACAGGUAGAUUUAAAGGAUCCCCACAGCGCUUUGAAAAAUCUAACAAGGAUAUGUCUUCUAACUGAUCUAACACUAAUGCUGGCUUGGAGUCCGGAAGAAGCUGCAAAAAUUGUAGAGAACUAUAAAAUAUUUGAAAAUAAACCACCCGAUAGAAUUAUGGAAAAAAUAGAAAAUGGUCCACAACAGAAGAUUAUAAAUGCAUUAUCCAAUAUUAAACCUGUUAAUAAAACUGAUGCUAUGACGCUACUUACUAAUUUUGGAACAUUAGCAAAUAUAAUAAAAGCAAAUGAAAACCGACUUGCCGAUUGUCCCGGUUUUGGGCCGACAAAGGCGAAGAAAUUGUACAAGGCGUUACAUGAACCGUUUUUAAAACGAAGCAAUGUCAAAGAAAAGGAAGUAGAGAAAUCUGAAGAAUUUGCUGAAGAUUUAAAUAUGGAUGAAAUAGAGAAAGCGGAAAAUGAAAUAAAUAAUGAGUAGCAAAUAUUUUUUUUAAAUAUGUUUUACCUUGAGUUUUAAUAUUACUUAUUA
This is a messenger RNA of Papilio polytes (common Mormon), 979 nucleotides long. It is a transcript of the gene Ercc1, whose product is annotated as DNA excision repair protein ERCC-1. The record is from RefSeq and is a predicted model, not a curated record. The transcript has 5 exons. Bases 23 to 928 code for a protein of 301 amino acids. Gene Ontology annotation, cellular component: nucleus; nucleotide-excision repair factor 1 complex; ERCC4-ERCC1 complex. Gene Ontology annotation, biological process: nucleotide-excision repair; meiotic mismatch repair; UV-damage excision repair. NCBI's taxonomy places the organism in Eukaryota, Metazoa, Arthropoda, Insecta, Lepidoptera, Papilionidae. Gene Ontology annotation, molecular function: single-stranded DNA binding; damaged DNA binding.